Messenger RNA from Penaeus chinensis, 6586 nucleotides. Its product is annotated as multidrug resistance-associated protein 1-like. Gene Ontology annotation, molecular function: ATP binding; ABC-type transporter activity; ATP hydrolysis activity. Gene Ontology annotation, cellular component: membrane. NCBI's taxonomy places the organism in Eukaryota, Metazoa, Arthropoda, Malacostraca, Decapoda, Penaeidae. Gene Ontology annotation, biological process: transmembrane transport. The record is from RefSeq and is a predicted model, not a curated record. The transcript is spliced from 41 exons.
ACAUGGCCGAGGAGGGAGUACUUGAUAAAUUUUGCGGCUCCCCAUUUUGGGAUGCCAACCUCACUUGGUACACAGACACACCCCAAUUUACUCCGUGCUUUGAGCGAACAGUGCUGGUGUGGAUUCCCUGUGGGUUUCUGUGGUUGUUUGCUCCCUUAGAGACUCACUAUGUUCUCCAAAGUGCCGAUCGACUCAUACCUUGGUCCUGGCUCAAUAUUUCGAAGUUGGUGGUUUCAGCUGCCUUAAUGACCCUACAGUGCUUGGACUUCUUUUAUGCUGUCCAUAAGGCUGUUGUUGGAGAUGACGUAUAUGGUGUAGAUUUUCUUGCUCCUGCCAUUUUAUUCUUCUCAGUGCUUCUUCAGUUGGUAUUUAUAGUAAUGGAAAAGAAACGAGGAAUUCAAAGCUCGGGGUAUCUCUUCCUCUUCUGGCUGCUGCUGCUUAUCUUUGGCAUCCCAGAGUACUGCAUGUAUUUCACGAAUUUAUCGGAUGAGGGAGUAGACACAGAUAAAUUUACAUUUGCAACAUACAUGGUGUACUUCCCACUGGUUGUAAUCAUGUUGCUUCUGAACUCUUUUGCUGAUGCUACACCAAAAUACAUUAACUUCCCGAGGGGAGAGAAACCAUGUCCAGAGACAGAAGCUUCAUUUUUAAGCCGAAUCACAUUUUCUUGGCUUGAUAAGAUGAUAUGGAGAGGCUACAGACAACCUGUAGAGCAGUCACAGCUAUGGGACCUGUCUUAUGAAAAUGCCUCACUUAGGAUUGUGAGAAAAUGGGACAAGAACUGGAGGAAAACAACUGCCAAGGCUUACAAAAAGGGGGAAUCUCACACGUCUGCAAAAUACACAAAUGCCUCGGCCCACGUGGAAAUCUCUGGGACUGCAGGGAACAAGGAGCACUACCUUUCCAUUUUGCCAACAAUAGUGCGCACGUUUGGGCCAUCAUUCUUUUUUGGAGCUAUCUUCAAACUCUUCCAUGAUAUCCUACAAUUUAUCAGCCCUCAAAUAUUAAGUGCCUUAAUCAAUUACAUUGAGAGUGAUAAAGAAGGAGAAAGUGAACCAGUGUGGCGAGGAUACUUUUAUGCCUGCUUAAUGCUCAUCUGUGCACAACUGCAGUCUUUCUUGCUGGCUCAGUACUUCAUGAAGAUGUUCCUUGUUGGCCUCCAGAUUCGCACUGGAGUCAUCUCUGCUGUAUAUCGCAAGGCCCUAAAGAUCUCCUCUUCAGCAAGGAAAGAAUCUACUGUUGGAGAAAUAGUGAAUCUGAUGUCUGUAGACGCUCAGCGUUUCAUGGAUCUCACCACCUAUUAACAUUUUUGGUACCCAGCCAUAGUAGUAACCUCCAGGCUAGAGUUGCAACUUCGUGUCCCUUUAGUGGCACAAACUGCCAACCCCUUAGAUGAGAGGCUGACACUUUACCACUGUACUAGCCUGGAAGUCUACAUCAACCUCAAGGAGGUGUUUAACUCAGUGUAUCCCGAAUCUCUAUGGGAGAUCCUUAGACUUAGGGGAAUUCUGACAUGGAUUAUUGGCAAACCAAUAUCCUGCUCCUUUGCCCUGUGGAUGAACCUGCCCAUCAAGUUGUCUUUUUGCGAGACAAUCCUGGUGGAGGAGGCCUGCAGUUUAAAACCUGCUAGUUUUAGUUUCACACUUGUGCUUUGGCCAUUCCCAGACAGUGAUCUUAUUUUAGAAUUAUAUAAAAAUGUAUUUGACUGUUUAUGUGAUUUUCUUACUGAUUGUAUCAUAGACAUUAGACAUGCCUUUUUUCAGGUGACCUUUGUCAUGUUUAUGACAUAUGUGUUAUCAGACCCAUCACAUGUUCUGGAUGCUGAGAAGAUUUUUGUAUCCAUUACCCUCAUGAAUAUUCUCCGUGAUUCAGUGACAAGGUUGCCAGUUGUUAUAUCAUCAGUAGUACAGGUUGUGAUAUUAUGUGGAGCAGAAGACAUUUUCAAUCUGAUGAGUACUGAGCGUGUACAUAGUUUUACAACCAGUGUGUCCUUGGCCACUUUUGCAACAUAUGUUAGUUUAUCUUCAGAGAAUAUCUUGGAUGCAAAGAAGGCAUUUGUUUCCCUCACUCUCUUCAACCUGCUACGUUUUCCUAUCUCCAUGUUGCCUAUGCUUAUAUCCAGCUUAGUACAGGCAAGUGUUUCCCUGAAGAGAAUGAACAAAUUCAUGAAUGCAGAUGAGUUGGAUCCAAACUGUGUGUCAAAAGAAAAUACUGAAAGCUUCCCAGUUGUGAUGGAGAAUGGAACUUUUGCUUGGGGCCAUGGUGAAGAAGAUGGAGAGCCCGUGUUGAAAGGCAUCAACUUACGUGUCACGGAAGGAUCUCUGGUAGCGGUUGUUGGGACUGUUGGAGCAGGAAAGUCCUCACUCCUGUCUGCCAUCUUGGGGGAGAUGGAUAAACAAUCUGGCAGGAUAAAUAUUAAGGGCCAAAUUGCUUAUGCCUCUCAGCAAGCCUGGAUACAGAAUGCAACUCUAGAGGCAAACAUAACUUUUGGGCAAAGUCAUGAACCCAAUUGGUACACCUCCUGCGUUCAAGCUUGUGCUCUACAGCCUGAUUUUGACAUACUUCCUGGUGGAGACCAAACAGAGAUUGGGGAAAAGGGGAUCAAUCUGAGUGGAGGUCAGAAGCAACGUGUUAGUCUUGCACGAGCUGUUUAUGCAGAUGCGGAUAUUUAUCUUCUUGAUGAUCCUCUGAGUGCUGUGGAUUCCCAUGUUGGCAGACAUAUUUUUGAGAAUGUCAUUGGACCACAGGGUUUGCUUAAGAAAAAGACACGUAUAUUAGUAACUCAUGGGUUGACCUACCUACCAAUGGUCGACAAUAUUGUUGUUUUGAAGAAUGGCAUUGUGACUGAGCAAGGAACCUACAAGCAGCUGAUGGAGAGGAAGGGAGAAUUUCAAGAAUUUCUCUUGCAAUAUCUGUCGGAGGCAGAGAACGAAGAAGACUCUCUAGAAUGUCUAGAGGACAUUAAACAUCAGUUGGAGAGUUCUCUAGGUCGGGAAGUAGUUGAGCGACAGAUACGACAGAAGAGAGAGAGCGAAAGUGAAAGCAUUUCAGAACAAGAAAUGAACAAAGACAAUAAAACUGGCAUUGUGCGGCGACGGGGUAGCAAGAAGAUUAGUGAGUCUGAAAAGGGGAAAUUGGCAAGUGAUACAGUUAUUGCCAAAGAUAAGAAGAUUGGUGAAAAGUUAAUAGAAACGGAAAAGGCUGAAACAGGAAAGGUUCAGAUGUCAGUCUACAAGUACUAUAUCAAAGCUGUUGGCAUUAUCCCAGCUGUACUUACAAUAUUAUGUUACUCUGCUGCCAAUGGCUGCUCGGUUGGAUCCAGUAUCUGGCUAUCCAAGUGGGCUGAGGAACCCCUUGAGCCUGAUGGUUCACUUAACACGCAGAAAAGGGACAUGUACCUUGGUGUUUAUGGUGCGCUCGGCAUAGGUCAAGCUCUUGCCAUCCUGUUGGGGGCAUUCACUCUAUCAUUUGGUGCUCUUGAUGCCAGUGCCAAACUCCAUGCAGACAUUCUUUGUAGUGUCAUGCAUUUACCAAUGCAGUUCUUCGAUACAAAUCCCAUUGGCCGUUUGGUUAAUCGUUUUGGCAAGGAUGUCGACACUCUGGAUAGUGUCUUGCCUUGGACACUCAGGUCUUGGCUAAUGUGCUUUUUCACGGAGCCAUCAAAUCUCUUGAUGAGAAAAGGAGAGUUACAGGUGAUGCUUAAAAGAAAGAAUGGCCAACCUAGAAGCAACUUUAAUUCCUUUUCAGGUAUAACUAUUAUUGUAACAGAGGUCCUUUAUUAUCGAGGAAUGAUCGAAGGUGCAAAGAAACUUCAGGAGAUGUUGUUAAGGAAUAUUUUACGAGUUCCUCAGACUUUCUUUGACACGAAUCCUCUAGGGCGAAUCCUUAAUCGUUUCUCUAAGGAUUUAGAUGCCGUUGAUGUCAAGCUUCCUGAGAUACUCCUUGACUUACUGUAUUGCACCCUAGAAGAACCAUCAAAUCUAUGGAUGAGAGUUACAGGUACUUCUGUUAUUGUAACAGAAGUAAUUUAUUAUCGGGGAAUGAUCGAAGGUGCAAAGAGACUUCAGGAGAUGUUGUUAAGGAGUAUUUUGCGACUUCCUCAGACUUUCUUUGACACGAAUCCUCUAGGGCGAAUCCUUAAUCGUUUCUCUAAGGAUUUAGAUGCCGUUGAUGUCCAACUUCCUGAGAUACUCCUUGACUAUCUAUAUAACGCCAUAAAAUCUGAGGAAGUGGAUAUGGACACUGAACAAGUAGACCAACAGAGGGAGACUUUGGCAGACAAACAACCAGAAGAUUUUGUUUUAGUAGAGCUUACACUAGUAGAAUGGUCAAAGGGUUCAAGUGUUCACUAUGAGGGAAAGGUUUUAGAUGUUCAGGAGGGUAGUCUUUCAUCUAAAGUUUCUUAUUUCAGAUGUAGUAUGAAGUCAACUUGCAAGGACAUGUUUUUAUUACCAUUGAUUGUAGAUGAAGGGGUAGUAGAUGGUGGCAAAAUCAAGGGUGUUCUACAAUCCCCACCCCUCUACCCUACCUCUACAGCCAUUUCAGUCAUAAUAGCAGAGAUUAUGUCUUUGCUUGCUAUGGCAGUGGGAGCGAAGAAGAUCCACCAGAUGCUGCUGCACAACAUUUUGCGAGUUUCUCAACUGUUCUUUGAUAUAAAUCCCCUUGGUCGCAUCCUGAAUCGUUUCUCGCAAGAUCUAAAGGCUGUAGAUGAUGGUCUUCCUAAUAUGCUGCUCACUCUCAUCAAUUGUAUCCUGGAUGUGCUGACGACGUUCAUUGUAAUUAUCUACUCGACUCCGUUAUUCGUUGCAGUAUUGGUUCCUACUCUUAUAAUAUAUUAUUUUGUGCAGAUACUUUACGUGGCUACAUCAAGGCAGCUGAAGCGUAUUGAAUCAGUUUCUCGGUCCCCCAUCUACUCCCACUUCCAGGAGAGCAUACAAGGUGCUUCAACCAUUAGAGCUUAUGGGAAGUCCGAGGAGUUCAUUUCUGAAUCAGAAAAGAGAGUGGACUUCAAUCAGAUCUCUUAUUACCCAAGUGUCAUGGUCAAUCGGUGGCUUGCUGUUCGACUGGAGUUCAUCGGAAACAUUAUGACCUUUUCUGCUGCCCUGUUUGCAGUGAUGAGCAGAGGUAGCAUCAGUGGAGGAAUAGUUGGCCUAUCGGUCAGCUAUGCUUUGUCGGUGACACAAGCUCUUAACUGGCUUGUUCGAAUGAUGUCAGAUGUUGAAACAAACAUUGUGGCAGUCGAGCGCAUUAAGGAAUAUACUGAAACAGAGCAAGAGGCUCCUUGGGAAAUCCAAGGCAAUAAGCCUCACAAGGAAUGGCCUGAUGAAGGAGUAGUGGAGUUCAACAAGUAUUCCACUAGAUAUCGUGAAGGACUUGAGCUUGUAAUCCGGGACAUUGACUGCAAAAUAUCAGGAGGGGAAAAGAUUGGCAUUGUGGGUAGGACAGGUGCAGGGAAAUCUUCAAUGACCCUUGCACUGUUCCGCAUCAUUGAAGCAGCCUCUGGUCAUAUAAGUAUUGAUAGUGUGAACAUCUCCAAGAUUGGGCUACAUGAUCUACGUCAACGACUAACUAUAAUUCCACAGGACCCAGUAUUGUUUAGUGGUAAACUGCGUAUGAACUUGGAUCCCUUCCAUAAAUAUGAUGAUGCGAAAAUAUGGUCAGCUUUGGAGCAUGCACAUCUGAAGGAGUUUGUGUCAGGUCUCACCUCUGGCCUGCAGUAUGAAGUAUCUGAGGGAGGAGAAAAUUUGAGCGUUGGCCAGAGACAGCUUGUCUGUUUAGCCCGAGCUCUCCUUCGCAAAACUCGUGUCUUGGUCCUGGAUGAAGCCACUGCUGCAGUGGACUUGGAGACUGACGACCUCAUUCAGCAAACAAUACGAAAAGAAUUUUCAGAUUGUACAAUAAUAACUAUAGCUCACAGACUUAACACAAUCAUGGAUUCCUCAAGAGUUAUUGUUCUAGACAAGGGUGAAAUUAAAGAAUUUGAUAAUCCAGGAACACUUUUAAAGAAUAAGAAUUCCCUCUUCUAUGGUAUGGCAAAGGAUGCUGGCCUUGUAUAGGAUAAAAGGGCAGUGGUAGAAACAUUACCAAGAAUUUUCGGGGAGAUGUCUAAGAAGUGGUUCUGAGGUAAAGCAUAGAGAAUUCUUUUUCUUCCCAAGUGUGUAAUUUGUGUGUCUUACAAUUGAUUAUUUCAGUACAUUUUCUUGUACUCAUUUUCUACAUUUUCAUAGUAAAAAUGAAAGGGAAAAAAUGCAACUCACUGUUAUCGUGUCCUUAAUAAUGUGCUGUUGGUUGUAUUUAGCUCUUUCACAUGUGUUCUUACAGAGCUAAGGAAGUACGUGGGAAAGCAAGUCGUGUCAGUGCCAAGAGUUCAUCCAUUUAGGUUUGACCUCAUUUGAUAUCACUUUGAUGUUUUUCAGUCUUUAAUUGAGGGUGUCUAUGUUGUCUUUCUUUUCUAUGUUGCUGACUGGAUUUGAAUAUAACUUACCUUAGUGAGGUUUAGGUAAGACUAUAUUUUUUUUCUUUCUUUCCUUAUUAGACAUCAGACUGGAUAAAGCUGAUAUACAUUCAUUACGGUUUUUGAAUUGCA